AUGCGACACAAUAACCGAUUCCUGCACACAUACACUAGUACAUCGUGUUUAUUGCUGAUAUCCCUGCUGGUUGCUUCACCUGCAGCUUUGACUGCCGCCAGACAUUCGCGUUUGGAUUUAUCUCAAAAUGCACAAGAAGCUGCUGCGGCAGCCAACUCAACGGCUGGCAAUUUGCCUACUGCAAAACGACAACAAGCAGCAGCAGCAGCAACAUUAGCAGACGAUAAGGUAACAUCAGAAGCAACAGCAGCAGCGAUAGCGUUUGCAGACACAGCACCGAACGAUCUUGCAAAGACGCAAGCAGAUGCGAAACCUGUGGGCAUAACCAACGGAGCUAAAAGCAUUCAAAGUGUUUCUAUGAAAGACGCGAAGACAACACCGCACCUAGAGAGCAUUGAUAAGUUGGAUGCUCCUGCGGCCAACGAAAGUAUGAGGGAAGAUGAAGAGACAUUGCAGAAAACAAAGGAAUUGGCAAACGAGACCGUUGAUGAGGAAAUCGAAUUUUUUGACAAUAGCCUCGCGAAUAGUGAAGAGAAUCUUGAGAAUAAUAUGCAAGACUGUAAUGCUGAUUUUAUAGGUUUCGAAAUUACAACUGGCUUUGUCUUCUCCGCUCCCGGAAAAAUGUUGAAAUCAUUGCCAGGCACUCUGAUGCUGACCGAUUGCUUGUCUGCCUGUCGGAAGGAUGUUGCUUGCCGUGCAGUGAACUACGAGACUGGAUUAUGCGUACUCUUCUCGGCAAAUGCUGACAAACUGCCAGGUGCCCUUGCCAAGUCGCAAUUUCCUGUCUUCACACUUUAUGCCCAAAAAUCAUGUCUCAGAAUACGCCCCUGUGCACGAGACUGGAGUAUUGAUCGCGUCCAGAGCUAUAAAUUGAAUGGCUAUGUGAAGCGUACAAUUCCAGUGCUGUCACGACAAGAUUGCUUCGAGUUGUGUUUGGGCGAGGCGGAGUUCACAUGCAGAUCGGCCAACUAUUAUCGCCACACAAAAAGCUGCGAACUCUCCGAAAUGGAUCGCAUUACUCUAUCAGGCAGCAGUGCAUUUCAAUCGCUCGCUGCUGUCGAUUAUCUGGAGAAUAACUGCGCCGAUGAGCCGAAUAAAUUGUGCGAGUUUAAGCGCCUGCCUGGACGCAUAUUGAAGACGGUAGAUUCAGUGUUUCAGGAUAUUGGCACCAUCGAUGAGUGCCGCGAUUUAUGUUUGAAUGCGCCGUACAGAUGCCACUCCUACGACUAUGGUGACACUGGCGAUAUGGUGUGCCGCCUUUCACAUCACAGCCGCAUCACGCUCACUGACAUACAAGAUCCCUACCUGGAUGUGCCCGAAGCAACAACCUACGAACUCUCAUCUUGUUACAAUGUGACCAUCGAAUGCGGUGCAGCCGAUAUGAUUGCGCGCAUACGCACUUCAAAACUCUUCGAUGGCAAAGUCUACGCUAAAGGCUCGCCCAAAUCCUGCGCGGUCGAUGUGAAGAACGCACUAGACUUUGAAAUACGAAUGGGCUAUCAAAAUCUCGAAUGCAAUGUACACCAAAGCAGCUCUGGGCGUUACAUGAACGAUGUGGUGAUACAACAUCAUGACAAAAUUGUUACUUCCUCCGAUUUGGGCCUAGCUGUUACCUGUCAAUACGAUUUAACGAACAAAUCGAUUACGAACGAAGUGUUGCUAGAUGUCAAGGAUGAUUACGAACCAGCGUUGAGUGAGGAAGUAAUUGUCGAUUCACCGAAUGUGCUUAUGAAGAUCACCUCACGUGAUGGUACCGAUGUGAUGCGUACGGCUGAGGUUGGUGAUCCGUUGGCGUUGAAGUUCGAGAUACUUGACGCUCAAAGUCCAUAUGAAAUAUUUGUGCGUGAACUUGUUGCCAUGGACGGUAAUGAUAAUGCGGAGAUUACCCUCAUCGAUUCGAAUGGUUGCCCAACAGAUCAUUUUAUAAUGGGACCAAUCUACAAGAGCUCGACGUCGGGAAAAAUUUUACUCUCACACUUUGAUGCAUUUAAAUUUCCCACAUCUGAGUUGGUACAAUUCCGCGCUCUUGUCACACCCUGUAUGCCAACAUGCGAACCGGUGCAGUGCGAUCAGAAUGAAAAUGGCGGCGAAUACAAGUCGAUGGUUUCGUAUGGGCGUAGAAGGCGUUCACUGAAUGUGACAGGUACAUUUGCCGGCACUGUACACAGUAGCAACGCACAGAACCAACAGCAGCUAAAACCGGUGCAACAGCAAAAACGCUUCGCGCGACAACAACAUUUACACUUGCGAAGUAGACGUGCAGCAGCUGUCUCGAUCACCAAAAGCCAGCCUAGCCAAGACGAUAUGCUGUUGGUGCAAUCAAUUCAGAUCACUGACAAAUUUGGCUUCGACAAACUACAACAACAACAAAAGCAGACCAAGUUAGCACCAAAUGCUCGUAACGUUAGCGAGCGCAAUGAUGAUGAAGCAGAGCAGGGCCACUGUGUUAAUGCGAUCGGUCUUAUACUAACUAUUACGGUUUUCUUGCUCACACAACUUGCUGUUAUCGCCGUUUGGAGCCAUCUGCGCCAGCAACAUCGGCAACCUUACACCAGUGAAACUCUCAGCAGCUCAUCAACUUACGUCACACGCAAAAGCCCUUCGUCAAAUAAUUCAACGUUAAUGCCUAAAAGCGUGCCAAAAACGAGAACAGAAUCGCUGAGUAAGGUUUAUGAUAGAGCUUUCGAUGGACGACAUGGGCGCCAAUUUUAA
Anastrepha obliqua is the source of this 2712-nucleotide messenger RNA. RefSeq lists its product as uncharacterized. The record is from RefSeq and is a predicted model, not a curated record. The transcript has 7 exons. Lineage: Eukaryota; Metazoa; Arthropoda; Insecta; Diptera; Tephritidae. Bases 1 to 2712 code for a protein of 903 amino acids.